Molecule: messenger RNA, 2180 nt
Organism: Gordionus sp. m RMFG-2023
Lineage: Eukaryota; Metazoa; Nematomorpha; Gordioida; Chordodea; Parachordodidae
Product: integrator complex subunit 11-like
Exons: 19
Coding region: 32-2158 (708 amino acids)
Biological process (GO): snRNA processing
Cellular component (GO): nucleus
Molecular function (GO): RNA endonuclease activity
Source: RefSeq, a predicted model, not a curated record
AAGGCGCGGUCAAGUUUUUCAAAAAGUUGUAAUGGAUAAAAUUCAGGUUAUUCCUUUGGGUGCGGGUCAAGAUGUUGGCCGUAGCUGUAUCAUUAUUACUAUCGGUGGAAAGAAUGUAAUGCUUGAUUGUGGAAUGCACAUGGGUUAUAAUGAUGAGAGAAGAUUCCCAGACUUUUCAUUUUUUACCAAAUAUGGUACACUGAACGAUUUCCUGAGCUGCGUUAUCAUUAGCCAUUUCCAUUUAGAUCAUUGUGGCGCAUUACCCUAUAUGACUGAAGUGAUAGGAUACGACGGGCCAAUUUAUAUGACACAUCCAACAAAAGCUAUUUGCCCGCUUUUAUUAGAAGAUUACAGGAAAAUAUUGGUCGAAAAAAAGGGCGAAAAAGAUAUUUUCACGUCGGAACAUAUUAAAUUGUGUAUGAAAAAGGUCAUCGCGGUAAAUUUACACGAAUCAAUAAAAGUUGAAGAUGAUCUCUACAUUAAAUCUUAUUAUGCUGGGCAUGUUCUAGGUGCCGCCAUGUUUUUAGUCAAAUAUGGUGAAGCUUCAGUUCUAUAUACAGGCGAUUUUAACAUGACCGCCGACCGUCAUUUAGGAACCGCCAAAGUGGACAAGUGUAGACCUACCUUGCUUAUAACCGAAUCCACGUACGCCACGACCGUUAGAGACUCGAAAAGGUGCAGAGAGGGCGAAUUUUUGAAAAAAAUACACGAAUGCGUCAAUAAUGGAGGAAAAGUUCUCAUUCCAGUUUUCGCUUUGGGCAGAGCUCAAGAGUUGUGCAUAUUGUUGGACUCCUAUUGGGAGAGAAUGAAUAUCAAGGUUCCCAUUUAUUUCAGUAUGGGAUUGACAGAAAAAGCCACUUAUUAUUACAGGAUGUUCAUAUCGUGGACAAAUGAAAAAAUCAAGAAAACGUUUGUCGAUAGAAAUAUGUUCGAUUUUAAACACAUCAAGCCAUUCGAUAAAUCUUAUACCAAUCUACCCCAGCCCAUGGUAGUCUUUGCCACGCCCGGCAUGCUCCAUGCUGGUCAAUCAUUAAAUAUCUUUAAGAAUUGGGCACCGGAUCCUAAAAAUAUGGUCAUCCUUCCUGGUUACUGUGUUAAUGGCACCGUUGGUCAAAAAAUAUUGUCUGGUGUGAGGGUCUUAGAGUUCGAUAAUAACAUUAUGCUGGAAGUAAAACUAGCCGUGGAAUACAUGAGCUUUAGCGCCCACGCCGAUGCCAAGGGUAUACUACAACUCAUACGUAAUUGCGAGCCCGCCAACGUUCUCUUGGUACAUGGGGAGGCUGAAAAGAUGUCCAUUUUGUCCGGUCAAAUAAAAUCUGAAUUCGGUGUGCCUUGCUAUUUCCCUGCCAACGGCGAGAAUGUAGACAUUCAUGUCGAAACCUCCAUUUACGCUGAUUUGAGUUUGGAUCUGCUGAAAUAUUCUGCCCCUUACCCGGAAGACAUAUUUGAUGAAGCGAAUUCGAUAAAUGGAAACGAGUCUAAUCAUAUUAAAACCAGAAACAUAGAAACCUGCUGUGAUCUGAAGCGAAUUAUUGAGGGAACAAUAUUAGUCAAAGAUAAUAAGCUUCAACUUUUACCAACUGCCGUAGCUUACCGGGAAGCCAAUAUAAAGCUGCCACCUCCUAAAAUACGUUCCUAUUUCAAAUUAGCGCUCGAUGUGAAAGACCAAGAGAUCAUGGAUAGGUUUAGGUCCACUAUAAACGAUAGAAAGGGACAACCGUGCCCUGAAAAGGAAUCGGAAGGUGACAACUCGAUAGCUAACGCGGUUAGAAUCUUCUGGACUAAUGAAUUGACCACAAUGCUUGAAAAAGAAUCAAAAACUGUUGCCCAGUCUCCUCAAAUUAAAUCUCAUCAUAAAAGAUUAAAAAGUAAUGGGGAUACUCAAAGCCAGUCAUGUAGAUUCGAUAUCAAAAUACCCUCCUCGUCUAUUCGAAUACUUUCCGAAGAUUUUAUCAUUCUUAAUCCUGAUCAAAUUCUAACUACUCACGGCUUUUCGCUCAAUUUAACGCUUUCUUGGGAUAAUAAAGACGAAAUACGUGGAAUGAAAAUAUUGAAAUAUUCCCUGAGCAAUGAGUUGGGUGAAGGUUCGAUCACGAUCAUUCCAUCCGGAUUUUCAAGGGCGAACUUGAGGAGCCGACUCUUAGUUAUGGGGCUUUGAUUAUGGUGAAGGUUGAAUCUAU